This is a messenger RNA of Piliocolobus tephrosceles (Ugandan red Colobus), 1646 nucleotides long. RefSeq names its product EGF like domain multiple 6 (gene EGFL6). The transcript has 11 exons. The record is from RefSeq and is a predicted model, not a curated record. NCBI's taxonomy places the organism in Eukaryota, Metazoa, Chordata, Mammalia, Primates, Cercopithecidae. Gene Ontology annotation, molecular function: calcium ion binding. The coding region runs from base 251 to 1570 and encodes 439 amino acids.
UCCAGCUUCAUCCGCAAAGGAGCGUCGGCCAGGCUUGUCAGGGCGCCCCCAGUCCCUCCCCAGGCCGCGAGCGCGCCUGCCGCGCUGCCCGGCCUCCCCUCCCAGCCGGCAGGGACAGCACGCGGUAACUGUGAGUGGAGCGGAGGACCCGAGGGGCCGAGGAGAGAGGCGGCGGCGGCUCAGCUGCUACGGGGUCCGGUCGGCGCCCUCCGGAGGGGGCGCAGGAGGAGAAGGGAGGACCCGCGCGAGAAUGCCUCUGCCCUGGAGCCUUGCGCUCACGCUGCUGCUCCCCUGGGUGGCAGGUGGUUUCGGGAACGCGGCCAGUGCCAGGCAUCACGGGUUGCUAGCAUCGGCACGUCAGCCUGGGGUCUGUCACUAUGGAACUAGACUAGCCUGCUGCUACGGCUGGAGAAGAAACAGCAAGGGAGUCUGUGAAGCUACAUGCGAACCUGGAUGCAAGUUUGGUGAGUGCAUGGGACCAAACAAAUGCAGAUGCUUUCCAGGAUACACUGGGAAAACCUGCAGUCAAGACGUGAAUGAGUGUGGAAUGAAACCCCGGCCAUGCCAACACAGAUGUGUGAAUACACAUGGAAGCUACAAGUGCUUUUGCCUCAGUGGCCACAUGCUUAUGCCAGAUGCCACGUGUGUGAACUCUAGGACAUGUGCCAUGACAAACUGUCAGUACGGCUGUGAAGACACAGAAGAAGGGCCACAGUGCCUGUGUCCAUCCUCAGGACUCCUCCUGGCCCCAAAUGGAAGAGUCUGUUUAGAUAUUGAUGAAUGUGCCUCUGGUAAAGCCAUCUGUCCCUACAAUCGAAGAUGUGUGAACACAUUUGGCAGCUACUACUGCAAAUGUCACAUUGGUUUUGAACUGCAAUAUAUCAGUGGCCGAUAUGACUGUAUGGAUAUAAACGAAUGUACAAUGGAUAGCCAUACGUGCAGCCACCAUGCCAAUUGCUUCAAUACCCAAGGGUCCUUCAAGUGUAAAUGCAAGCAGGGAUAUAAAGGCAAUGGACUUCGGUGUUCUGCUAUCCCUGAACAUUCUGUGAAGGAAGUCCUCAGAGCACCUGGUACCAUCAAAGACAGAAUCAAGAAGUUGCUUGCUCACAAAAACAGCAUGAAAAGGAAGGUAAAAAUUAAAAAUGUUACCCCAGAACCCACCAGUACUCCUACCCCUAAGAUGAACUUGCAACCCUUCAACUAUGAAGAGAGUGUUUCCAGAGGCAGAAACUCUCAUGGAGAUAAAAAAGGGAAUGAAGAGAAAAUGAAAGAGGGGCUUGAGGAGGAGAAAAGAGAAGAGAAAGCCCUGAAGAAUGACAUAGAGGAGCGAAGCCUGCGAGGAGAUGUGUUUUUCCCUAAGGUGAAUGAAGCAGGUGAAUUUGGUCUGGUUCUGGUCCAAAGGAAAGCACUAACUUCCAAACUGGAACAUAAAGUAGACAACUUAUUGCCUAUUUUCCUGAUCGUUUUUGAAGCAGAACGUGGCAAGGGCAAAACCGGAGAAAUCGCAGUGGAUGGCGUCUUGCUUGUUUCAGGCUUAUGUCCAGAUAGCCUUUUAUCUGUGGAUGACUGAAUGUUACUAUCUUUAUAUUUGACUUUGUAUGUCAGUUCCCUGGUUUUUUUGGUAUUGAAUCAUAGGACCUCUGGCA